Messenger RNA from Stereum hirsutum FP-91666 SS1, 1617 nucleotides. RefSeq names its product cytochrome P450. The record is from RefSeq and is a predicted model, not a curated record. Gene Ontology annotation, molecular function: heme binding; oxidoreductase activity, acting on paired donors, with incorporation or reduction of molecular oxygen; iron ion binding. NCBI's taxonomy places the organism in Eukaryota, Fungi, Basidiomycota, Agaricomycetes, Russulales, Stereaceae. The transcript has 13 exons. Bases 1 to 1617 code for a protein of 538 amino acids.
AUGUCUUUGCUGUUCACUGGCUCCUCGCUUCUCCUAUUAUUGGCGUUCGUCAAGAUCGCAGUAACUUACCUUCGUCGUCGGACGUUGAAAGACUUACAAGGUCCCCCGUCCACUUCUUUCUGGCUCGGAAACGAGAAAGACACGAGGUACCAGAACGAAGUGGGCGACGUCGAAUUCAAGUGGCUUCGCCAGUAUGGAACAGCUUGGCGCUCGAUGGGCAUCAUGGGCGAGGAAUACCUUACACUCGCUGAUCCCAAGGCCCUGCAAUACGUCCUGCACACAUCAGGAUACCAUUAUUCCAAACGCAAGGAUAUAAGGGCAAUCGUGCGGUUUAUCACAGGCGACGGACUCGUUUGGACGGAGGGUGAGGACCAUCGUCGCCACAGGAAGGUUAUGAAUCCUGCGUUCGAUGCAGCACAAUUGAAAGGCUUUGCGACACUCUUCCAUAGGGCUGCUGCCAAGUUGAUGCAGAAGUGGAAAGACGAGAUGGCAUCCGACCCCACCGGGUCUCCCACUAUUGACAUCACGAAAUGGAUCUCUCGUAUGACGCUCGAUGUCAUCGGUGAAGCGGGUUUCGAUUACAAUUUUGGUGCACUCGAUAACACGAACAGUCCCCUCGCGGCCGUGUACAGAAACCUCUUCAUCGAUUCUACCCUCUACCCGUCCAAAUUUGACACGGUCUUCAAAGCAACAUGGUGCGUCCUUCCGGAGGCCCUCCUCCAUGCCUUCCGCUACCUUCCAGGCCGUGAAUACACCCGCUUCCGUCAUUACCUUGACUAUGUGAGAGGCGCAGCCAAGGAACUUGUCGAGAAGAGCGAGGGGACAGGUAAUGGGAAGGAUAUCAUUAGUAUUCUUCUUAGGGCAAAUAAGUCCGAGAACCCAAAGACGAAGCUAUCGGAUCGAGAGGUUGUCGAUCAAGUUUCGACUCUGUUGCUGGCAGGCCACGAUACCACAGCGGUAUCUAUCACAUGGCUUCUGUGGGAGCUGGCCAAACAUCCCGAGUACCAGGUCCAGAUUCGCGGGGAGCUAUCUGUCGCCAGGGCAGAGGCCACCGCUCGCGGCGAUCGUGAUUUCAGCACAACCGACCUCGAAGUCUUGCCCAUGUUUCAGGCCGUUUUGAAGGAAGGCAUGCGGUUGCAUCCAAUUGUCUGGAAUCUGGGUCGCACAGCUGGUAGAGACGACGUAAUUCCUCUGGCGUAUCCCAUCACUACAAAGUCUGGGGAGCAAAUCUCCGCGAUACCUAUCAGUAAAGGCCAAAACAUCCAGAUCCCGAUUUGUGCCUACAAUAGGAUUCCGCAAGUGUGGGGCGAAGAUGCGGAUGCGUUCAGGCCCGAAAGGUUCCUUGAGAAGGAUAAGGAUAGCCAGGUGUCGGUCGGCAUGUAUGCGAACUUGAUGAACUUUUCCGCUGGCCUCCGCGCAUGCAUCGGCUGGAGAUUCUCCGUCCUUGAGAUGCAGGCCAUGAUCGCCGACCUUAUCGAGAACUUUGAGUUCGCCCUGCCAGACAACGCCAAGGAAAUGGUGAUCUUGCGAAAGCCUACGGGAAUCAUGAUGCCUAUGGUUAAGGAUCAUCCAGAACUUGGAGGUUGGAUGGGGCUGAAGGUGACGAGCGUGCGGUGA